This is a messenger RNA of Phycomyces blakesleeanus NRRL 1555(-), 510 nucleotides long. RefSeq lists its product as hypothetical. The record is from RefSeq and is a predicted model, not a curated record. NCBI's taxonomy places the organism in Eukaryota, Fungi, Mucoromycota, Mucoromycetes, Mucorales, Phycomycetaceae. The coding region runs from base 1 to 510 and encodes 169 amino acids. The transcript is spliced from 5 exons.
AUGCUCUUUGUAGGAAUAAAGUUUGGAAGCAGCAACUGGAGCCAGAUAGAGUUAUUCCAUGCUGGCAGAAAGAUCACGAUUUGUGGUCCGGUAGAAUCAAAAUGUCGUCUCCCUAGAAUUAGUGUCCAGACUGCCCAGGCUGUCCUGCCAGGUUGUCCACUUGCAAUUAAACGACGUGUACCUGACGAUGAUAUUUGCAAUACAAUCAGGAUUGUACAGAAUACAUCAAACCUCUCAGCUGAUUAUGAAUGUGCUGUUGAAUAUAUAAAGUUGAAGUGGGAGUACAGCAAGUCAGGCAAACUCAAAGCAACAACUUAUAAGAUCAUAAAGCAUAUUCUCAAGACAAUAGACAGCAUAGUUCAUAUUGUCACUGCCGAAUGUGAGAAUUCAUACUUUACUGAAAUCAAGAAGGGAAAAUGCCCCCAUCCAAAGCCGGUACACGGGUUUAGGAUGGAUAUAAGGCUUGUAGUAGAAGUAGAAGAAGAGAUUGAUGUUGCUGUUGGCAAAUGA